UUGUCACCGUGUGGAAAAAGCUUCACCGCACGCCAAACCACAAGCUCCAAACCGCAAGCUCCAAACACACUCGCUCAGCGCCCAUACCCCGCCUGAUUCACGGCCUUGCAUCACGACACCGAGCCCCACUGUCCUGCUCCUUGCAUUACGCAAGACGCGAUAAGACGCUCAACUGCAGACUCGUAGAGUGCGCCAAUCUAGGCAAAGCCUCUGCUUGCUCCAGACCCGCGCAUUCGCGUGAGACCGACUCACGACCCCACACUUCUCAUUUUGACCCCUCGUGGUCCCGGCACUCGCGGAGUGGAAUUGCGCCUUGCACCCUAAGUCGCGCAUACACAGCAGCGCACGCCUACGCCCAACAUGUCGUCGUCGUCGCAAGUCACCGAGUCCUGGGUCGCAUCGUUCUGCGGCCUGCUCGGCCACGAGUACUUCGCGGAGGUGUCAGAAGACUUCAUCGAGGAUGACUUCAACCUGACAGGCCUGCAGUCGCAGGUACCCAUGUACAAGGAAGCACUGGAGAUGAUUCUGGACGUUGAGCCAGAGGACGAUGAUGAGGACGAGGAGGAAGAGGAGGAGGAAGACGACGAGGACGAGAUCCUGGGUGAUGAGAGGGGUGCCUACCGGAGGGCAGGUGACAGGAGACACCUGCGGAUAGCGUCGGACCUGAGCGUGAUAGAAAGCUCCGCCGAGCUCCUCUACGGGCUGAUACACCAGCGCUACAUCACGUCCAGGCCAGGUAUUCAGCAAAUGGCGGAGAAGUACGAGCUCCAACACUUUGGCACGUGCCCGCGCGUGAACUGCAACUCGUGCAAGGUGCUCCCCGUCGGCCUGAACGACAGCCCCGGGCACGAGACGGUUAAGCUCUUCUGCCCGUCCUGCCUCGACGUGUACACACCUCCCAACUCGCGCUUCCAGACGGUCGACGGCGCGUUCUUCGGCACGACAUUCCCGUCGCUUUUCUUCAUGACGUUUACAGACCUCGACAUUAGCGGCGGGCUGCGCAGCAGCUCAGGUGCGACAAUGGACGUGCUCGCACAGCUGCAGGCUCAGAGCGCCGAGGCAAAGUCGCGCAACAACACGACUCCCGCAAACGUCACGUUGGUCAACGGCAUCGCGCCAAACAACCUCGCACCGGGCCUAGGUUUGGGAUCGAUCUACGAGCCUCGCAUCUACGGGUUCCGGGUCAGCGAACGGGCGCGGUCAGGCCCACGCAUGAAGUGGUUGCGGAUGCGGCCUGCGGACGUGACGGAGCUGGACGAGACACGACGAUACUGGGAAGAUCGGGCCGAAGACGAGGACCGGCCAGACGAGGACGACAUGAACAUGGUGGACGUGGCAGAGGGUGGCAGGGCUGGGGUGCCUGCCAAUCGCACACGGAAACAGGCGCGCACAAGAAGGCGGCCAGCGAACGGAAGUGGGGCGGCUGAGGGCAGCCCUAUGGACACGAAUGGGGUUGCUGUCGACGCUGCAGCGGCGGGCUAGACGGGCGUGGGUGCAGUUGGCGCAGCAAUGUAAUUUCUUCUAGAGCACACGAGGAAGUCUGCAAUAGCGAUGAUGGAGACGGAUGGCAGCGGAGACAUGUGGCAGCGGAGACACAGAGUACAGCGGAGAUAUCAAUGAAGCACGGAGAAAUCAAUGAAGUAGCGAGGUUGGCGGAGUCAGUCGCUCACACGUCUUGUGGGUUGGAGUGUUCGCGUGGCUAUGGUCAGCGUGUUUGGGCAGGUCCUCUGCGGCGUGGCAGCAUGAUAAAUCAUGUCUGCACUGCACGCGUGGGG
Didymella exigua CBS 183.55 is the source of this 1775-nucleotide messenger RNA. RefSeq names its product casein kinase II subunit beta. The transcript has a single exon. Gene Ontology annotation, cellular component: protein kinase CK2 complex; cytoplasm. Gene Ontology annotation, molecular function: protein kinase regulator activity. The record is from RefSeq and is a predicted model, not a curated record. Bases 361 to 1482 code for a protein of 373 amino acids. Lineage: Eukaryota; Fungi; Ascomycota; Dothideomycetes; Pleosporales; Didymellaceae.